AUGCAAUUAUAUGAGAUUUCAACCACUCGGAAAAUGAUUUUAACGAAUGGACGACGUACAUUUUGCACGGAUCGCUAUCGCUAUAUUGAACGACUUCGUGAUGAAUUUCUGAAACGCUUAAAAAAUUCCUCUCUUAUAAAUCGACGUCGUUAUCUCGUUUAUAAAAAUUCAACGGUUGGACGUGAUAAUGCGGUUUUAAUACCUUUAGUUGAUAAUAGCGAACAUUUUUCCAUACUCUUCACUCAACGAUCUUUUCUUUUAAAAAAUUACGGUGGACAAAUAUGCUUUCCAGGUGGCAAAAUCGAGCGCGGUGAAUUACCUUUAGAGGCUGCUUUACGUGAAACGAAAGAAGAAAUUGGUUUAGAUGCAAGAACUAUUAAAAUUUAUGGAACUAUGCCACCAAUCUAUAAUAAGAAACUACAAAGUCGUAUUUACCCCGUCGUUGGUCAAUUAGGUAAUAUCGAAAAUUUAAGAGAACGAGAACUCAGCUAUGAAGUUCAAACUAUUUUUACAGUUCAAAUUGAUGAACUUUGUGAAAAAUUCCAAUAUACAUAUCAUCGGGAUGGUUGCUUUGAAUAUGUCUUACCGAAAUUCAAUGUUUCGAAUUUCGAUAUAAUCCGUACAAAUGAUCAAUAUCCACAAAAGGAAUUUUGUAUUUGGGGUCUGACCGCAGUAAUGUUGCAUAGUUUCCUUUAUUAUUUUGUGCCUUUUAAAUAUUUAAAAAAAAUCACCCCACCAAAUUAUGAUAAUUUUUUUUGA
Dracunculus medinensis (Guinea worm) is the source of this 759-nucleotide messenger RNA. The record is from the annotation of a GenBank genome assembly. NCBI's taxonomy places the organism in Eukaryota, Metazoa, Nematoda, Chromadorea, Rhabditida, Dracunculidae.